Messenger RNA from Hordeum vulgare subsp. vulgare (domesticated barley), 1984 nucleotides. RefSeq names its product protein ZINC INDUCED FACILITATOR-LIKE 1-like. The transcript has 17 exons. Gene Ontology annotation, biological process: transmembrane transport. Bases 288 to 1814 code for a protein of 508 amino acids. Gene Ontology annotation, molecular function: transmembrane transporter activity. Lineage: Eukaryota; Viridiplantae; Streptophyta; Magnoliopsida; Poales; Poaceae. The record is from RefSeq and is a predicted model, not a curated record.
ACGUACAUCGUACAAAAACCAGCAGACAUGUACAUAUCAAAGUACUGUUUGGAGAAUAGACACUAGAGACCGGCAAGAUGCCACGCACGAAGAUCGACUAGGAUUGCAGGUGAAACGUCAACAAGAGACCAGUUCCAAGAACAACAUUACAUACAUGUCUCAAUCCACUUGUACCCACGGUAGUUGAGCACAUGCAUAAAUACCACCCCCUCGCCCUCGGUUGUUGAUUGCGCUGCACACACUGAUUGGAGCUGAGCCACUGAGCGGCGAGCCUCGAUAAAGGAUCAAUGGCCAGCGGCGAGGCAGCAGCAGCACCGUUGCUGGAGAAGAAGUCGGUCUACCGUGAAGGAUGCCCGGGAUGCGCCGUGGAGAGGAGGAAGACUCUGAACCCCGGCGCCCCCUACAAGGAGUUCCUCCACAUCUGGAUCAUCAUCCUCGUCUCAUGUUUACCAAUAUCAUCGCUAUUCCCCUUCUUGUAUUUCAUGAUACGAGAUUUGCACAUUGCCAAAACAGUAGAGGACAUUGGAUUCUAUGCUGGGUUUGUAGGCGCCUCUUAUAUGUUUGGUAGAGCUUUAACAUCCACUGCUUGGGGGAUGGUUGCAGACCGCAUUGGGAGAAAGCCAGUUAUUAUGCUUGGAAUUUUCUCCGUGUUAGUAUACUUCUUUUGUGUUUACAUAAGAAUGAAUUUCGGUACUGGCUACAGGCUUCUAUUCAGUGCUUUGUUCGGCCUAAGUGGGCAUUACUGGAUGGCAAUAUCAACACGAUUUCUUCUUGGUUCUUUGAACGGUGUAAUUGGACCUAUAAGAGCUUAUGCUAUUGAAGUUUGUCGACCAGAGCACCACGCGAUUGCAUUAUCACUUGUUAGCACAGCAUGGGCAAUAGGUCUCAUUGUAGGACCAACGAUUGGCGGAUAUCUUGCACAGCCUACAGAAAAAUAUCCAAAGUUAUUUCCCGUCGGCUCAUUAUUCGGAAGGUUCCCAUAUUUCUUACCUUGUCUGUGUAUAUCAAUCUUCUGCUUUCCUGUUCUAAUAAGCUGCAUUUGGCUCCCGGAGACACUACAUAACCACAACACUGACGAAAAGGAAGAUGAAGCGAGUGAAUCUUUGACUGCAAUUUUUUCUGGUUCAGAAGAGAUUGUCGAGCAUAAUAUUACUUCAACAAGGAAAAAUAAUGUAUUGAAGAACUGGCCAUUGGUGUCAUCUAUCAUUCUGUUUUGUAUCGUGUCCUUUGAUGACAUGGCAUAUUCAGAGAUAUUCUCCUUGUGGGCUGAAAGUGACAGAAAGUACGGUGGGCUAAGUUUCUCGUCUGAGGAUGUUGGUCAAGUUCUUGCAGUUACAGGUGUUAGCAUUCUUGUAUACCAAACAUUUCUUUUUCCCCGUAUUAUCAGAGUUCUGGGACCAGUCAAUACUUCUCGUGUUGCCAUUAGUCUUUCUAUGGUGCUUCUGUUUACAUUUGCACCAAUCACACAUCUCUCAAGACCUUGGUCAUCCAUAGCAGUAAAUAUUGCAUCGAUUCUUAAAAAUAAUUUUCUCAUUACCAUUGUUACUAGUUCAUUCAUUCUUCAGAAUAAUUCUGUGACUCAAGAUCAAAGAGCAACUGCAAAUGGUUUAGCCACCACUUUAAUGUCCUUCUGUAAGACAUUCGCUCCAGCAGGAGCUGGAAUUGUGUUUUCCUGGGCACAGAAACGCCAACAUGUUUUGUUUUUUCCAGGUGACCAGAUGCUGUUUUUUCUUUUGGCGAUUGUCGAGCUUGUGGGACUUGUUUGGACAUUCAAGCCGUUUCUUGUCGUCCCUGAUCAAUUUUCAUCAUAUUAGCACUCUGAAUUUGUACGUGUUAUUAUGAGUGCGGAAUCUGUAUCGUACUCUUCUUACAAAUUUAUAUCCAUUGUUUGGCAGUAUACGCACUCCGAAUAGGGCUGCAAUGUAAUUACACUGAUUAGGAUUGCAAAGCAGCUGAAAUAAGCAAGAACCAUUUUCAAGUACCA